Messenger RNA from Thamnophis elegans (Western terrestrial garter snake), 1258 nucleotides. RefSeq lists its product as uncharacterized. NCBI's taxonomy places the organism in Eukaryota, Metazoa, Chordata, Lepidosauria, Squamata, Natricidae. The transcript is spliced from 6 exons. Bases 42 to 1052 code for a protein of 336 amino acids. The record is from RefSeq and is a predicted model, not a curated record.
CAGACACACAAGCACACACACACUUUCUUUGGCAAGCGACAAUGCUCCUUUUUAAUGGAAGCUUAAGGUGGAUAAUCCUCCUUUUGGGGCUGCAGGAUCUGGGAGGGCGCAGCUUUCUCAUCCAAAAUGUCCGCCUGCGGAAGUGCAUCCACGCCUCGCCCCACAAAGCUGGGAGGCUCAGCCUGUCCGAAUGCCAGGCGCGCUCCCCAGAGCACCAGUGGAGCUGGGACACGAUGGCCUGGGCUGUGGUCAACCGACACACCGGGGAGUGCCUGGCGGCCUCCAACGCAGAAGAAUCGGCAGUAGCCCGCUUGGCGCCCUGUGAGGAGGGGCCGCUUCAGGCCUGGUCGUGCAGCAAGAAAGGCCGCCUGACCUUACAAGGACGCGGCCUUCAUCUCAGCGGGAAGCCGGGAGGACACAGCGCCUUCCUGUCGCGGGAGAGAGGCAGGUUCAGCAGAUGGGAGACCGACGCGGGCUCAACCGUCUGCGCCACGGAGCUGGCGAGAGCUGCUGGACUCGGCGAGCCGAAAAAAGCCCCCUCGGUCAGCUUGGCGGGUGGACCGGAAAACAAAACCGUUGGUUCCCUAGAGAUCCACACCCCUUCUGGGAAAGCCACGAUGUUCUCCAUGAUCCACUUGGAGAGCCAGCCCUAUGUCACCAGUGGACUUCCAAUGUCCCACCAAAGACACCUUGAAGGAGAUAAUGAAACCUAUCCUCCACAUCAAAAGCACCAGGAGACGCCUACUGGUCCCCCAAAUCUAGGUCCCAUCUGGAGAACUACCUUGCAUGUUCUGAGCCCUCUGGCCCUCAUCCUGGGGAUAAUCAUCCUGAUGUUCUACAUCCAAUCCAAAAAGAAGAAGAAGAAGAGGCUGUUAGCUUUGAAGAGCCGGCAGAUGAGCUUUGAGGAACACCAACCUUCACCAGGAACGGCCAGCCACGCUCCCAAGAUGCAGGCCGCCCCUGCUUCCCCUUCCCCUUCGCUCAAGCAUGGUGAGAUCUUGAUCGCGUGGAAAGAUGGGACGACAACCUCACUCUUCGACCAUUUAUACUAGCUGACCUUCUCCACCUUCUUCUGGCUGACCCUCUCGAAAUCCAGUCCUUCCUAGCAGAGGCCUUUUUGCUCACCCUCGAAACUUCUGUGGCCUUCCUCCUGGGGCUGAUAAUGUAGUAGACUAACACUUUCACUAAAAGGAAAGCAAAGAAGAUGCUUUGCGAGCCGAGGUGGCGCAGUGGUUAGGGUGCAGUACUGCAGGCCACU